GGCUGAUUUGCAGAACUAGACGUCGGCUUCCUUGGUGUGUUGCAACGGCAGGCUGACAAGCGUCACGGCGGCCGCGCACCACUUCUGUCUUCCCCUGAGCUUCCUGUUGCACUUCUCCUGUCUUUGUGAAUGUGGGACGGGGGAGGCGGAGGGGGGCACUUCGUCAUUUUAGGCGCAUCACACCGGACGACUCGGCUGCGGGCAGGAUGAUGAGUGCGUCAGACGACUGACAGAAACGAAAAGAGGGAAGAAGCCGCGCGCAGAAGCGCUCGAGUCGCCACGAUGUUCACCAGGGCGGUGAGCCGUCUGAGCAGAAAGCGGCCGCCGUCAGAGAUUCGGGACCAUGACAGCCACGCAAGCACAAGCCAGCACGGCCCCACAGGAACAGCCGGGUGGUCGCUGUCUCUGGAACAUCUCCUUGAGGACCCAGAAGGGGUGCGACGCUUCAGGGAAUUUCUGAAGAUUGAAUUUAGUGAAGAAAACGUUCUGUUUUGGUUGGCAUGUGAAGAUUUCAAGAAAACCCAAGACUUCAAGAAGAUGCAAGACAAGGCCAAGCACAUCUAUGCCUAUUAUUUAUCCAGUAAGUCGAGCACCCAGGUGAAUGUGGAAGGCCAGUCCAUGCUGAGUGAAAGCAUGCUGGAGCAGCCGCACCCUUUAAUGUUUGAGAAGCUUCAGGAGCAGAUCUUUAACCUCAUGAAGUUUGAUAGCUACAAUCGCUUUCUUAAAUCGGACAUCUUCCUCAAGUGUAAGAAGAUGGAGGAGGCUCCUAGCGAGGAAAUGGUGCCCAAGAGAGCCUCCAGGAUCUACAACACGUGAGAGCCAGGCAGCGGGUGGCUGGCUGUGUGGCAGCUCUUCUGAGUUCCAUGCUCAGUUUCGCUUUGUUAUUCAGAUGAACAGUGAGCACUGGUGAGUAUGGAGGCCUGUGUGCAGGAACACGAGGACCACCACUCACUCCGCAUGAGCAGCAUUUCUGUCCAGUGCUCAGUAACUGGGAGGAGCAAAUUCAUCAGUGCUGCCAGACGACAUGGACUGCAGUAACAAUGGUGACUAAUCACCUCUAGAGGAAGCAGCAUAUGGACUUGUGUGUGUGUGUGUGUGUGUCUGUGUAUCCUUUCUCCCUACGGACACCUUCCUGUCACCCACCUCAACGGCUAAUUAAACAUGCAUGCUGUUGAUUUACUGGACAACAAAACAGACUGACGUAAAACUGAAAACUUGACAGCCCCGUGUGUGCUUGUCGUGUGACGGACUGAAUGCUCCUCCUGUGUGUUGUGCUCAAAGCUGGACGCCGCCGUCAUCACAGGUGUUCUCGCUGCCAUUUUUCAACGUUGUGCGCUGUAAAUAUAUUUUCUUUUCUCAAUUUGAAA
Erpetoichthys calabaricus (reedfish) is the source of this 1367-nucleotide messenger RNA. Its product is annotated as regulator of G-protein signaling 10. Gene Ontology annotation, molecular function: GTPase activator activity. The record is from RefSeq and is a predicted model, not a curated record. The coding region runs from base 283 to 816 and encodes 177 amino acids. NCBI's taxonomy places the organism in Eukaryota, Metazoa, Chordata, Cladistia, Polypteriformes, Polypteridae. The transcript is spliced from 5 exons.